Cooperia oncophora is the source of this 618-nucleotide messenger RNA. Lineage: Eukaryota; Metazoa; Nematoda; Chromadorea; Rhabditida; Trichostrongylidae. The record is from the annotation of a GenBank genome assembly.
AUGUUACAGAAGGUGGAAGAAAUGAAGGCGGAUGAACAUCAAUCCAUGCGAAAAAUGCGGUCUCUAUGUGAACAGAUAACUCGGGAUCUAAAUCAGAUGAGAACAGAAUCCGAUAUGUUGCGAAUGGAAUUCGAGCAGUCGCUUGCUGCACAUAGUAAACAGGACGCAAAGCAGCAGGAUAUCAAAGUGUUGUUCGGUACGCUGAAGACCCAAAAUUAUCAGCUGAAUUCGGAUGUUGCGAAAUAUCGGAAAAAGUGGAAAGAGGGAGUCAACACCAAUUAUAAGAUACAAACGGAACUUGAUGGCGAAAGGCGACGACUGGAGCGCUGUCUCGUCAUAGAGUUAGACGACGAAGAUUCGAAUGAGCUUGCCAGCCCAGAUCAGUCACGAGAUGACCUCGACGUUAGCGACGAUGCCAAUGGGGAGAAGCAUCAGCAGUUUACAAGCGAAAAUCUUGGAAUUGAAGCUCAAACUGGAAAGGAUUCAUGUUUCAGCUUCUUGGUCCGUGAACGCCGGCUGAAAAGGGAAAAUGAGCGUUUAAUACACCAGAUUAAACGUUUGGGAAAUAUUGAACGAAAAGAGAGGAUGCGAUAUUUUGAGGUAUGUUAUUAUUUUUGA